AUCUGGUCUUUAUUUUAUAUUUUUGGGAUGCAGUGCAUAAUCAAGAAAAAGAGAUAAAAACAAAAAAAGAGAUAAUACUUUCAAAAUAAAAAAAAAGAGAGAGAUAUAACAAUCAUCAUCAUGUCUAUAUUAUCCCCAAAUCCCCAAAUCCCAUACAGAGAAUUCCGGCAAAAGAGCCACCAGAACUGGAGCACAGGAGGGGGGAUCUUAUUACUGAAUCUGCAGAAAUCAAAUGGUUUUGGGUUUGGGAAAAAGAGAAGGGGAGAGUUGGGGAAGAAGAAGAAAUGGAGAAUUGAUGAUUCUUCUUGGUCUGAUCAUCUUCCCAGGCCCUCUUCUUCUUCUUCUUCUUCUUCUGCAGAGAUGAUGAAACUUAUUGAGGACUGUGAAAUGCUUGACCACACCUUAACUCAAGCUAAACUUCUCUCCAAACCCAUCAUCAUUGAUUGGAUGGCAGCUUGGUGUAGGAAAUGCAUAUACUUAGAGCCAAAACUGGAGAAAAUGGCUGCAGAAUAUGAGUCAAAAGUGAAGUUCUACCGCGUCGAUGUAAACAAGGCGCCCAAGGCUUUGGUGAAGCGCGGGAACAUAUCGAAAAUGCCAACCAUUCAGCUUUGGGAAGAGGGAGAAAUGAGAGCAGAGGUGAUUGGAGGACACAAAGCUUGGCUUGUAAUUGAAGAAGUUAGAGAAAUGAUCCAAAAGUUCAUAUGACUAAUACUAAUAUGGAGUAGUUAUUUGUGGUCUUUGCCCUUUUUUUGGUGUUUUAAACACUCAAAAGUGACACAACUGGUUUGUAAUGAAAGCCACAAAAAAGUUUGGAUUCAAAUGUUUUGUACGAAUCGAUGAUGCCUUAGCGUAUUUGAAUUGUGCGACCGAAAGGAGAAAUCAAAAUCAAUUGUCGAAAAAUCG
Cuscuta campestris is the source of this 903-nucleotide messenger RNA. NCBI's taxonomy places the organism in Eukaryota, Viridiplantae, Streptophyta, Magnoliopsida, Solanales, Convolvulaceae. The record is from the annotation of a GenBank genome assembly.